AGCCUUGUUCUAAAAUAGAUUAAAUCCCCUCAUCAACCUACACACAAUACCUCAUAAUGACAAAGAAAAAAAAUGUUUUUAGAAAUUUUUGCAAAUUUUUGAAAUAUUACAUUUACGUCAGUAUUCAGACCCUUUACUCAGUCUUUGUUGAGGCACCUUUGGCAGCAAUCACAGUCUUGGGUAUGACGGUACAAGCUUGGCAGACCUGUAUGUGGGAGGUUUCUCCCAUUCUUCUAUGCAGAUCCUCUCAAGCUCUGUACUUUAUUCUGUUCAUCUUUCCCUCAAUCCUGACUAGUCUCCCAGUCCCUGCCACUGAAAAAUAUCCCACAGCGUGAUGCUUCCACCACCAUGCCCCCUUAGGGAUGGUGCCAGGUUUCCUCCAGACGUGAUGCUUGAUAUUCAGGCUAAAGAGUAAAAUCUUGGUUUCAUCAAACCAGAGCAUCUUGUUUCCCAUGGUCUUGAGUCUUUAGGUGCCAUUUGGCAAACUCCAAGUGGGCUGUCAAGUAGAUUUUACUGAGGAGUGGCUUCCUUCUGGCCGCUUUACCAUAAAGGCCUGAUUAGUGGAGUGCUGCAGAGAUGGUUGUCCUUCUGGAAAGUUCCCCUAUCGACAGAGGAACCCUGGAGCUCUGUCAGAGUGACCAUUGGGUUCUUGAUAACCUCCCCGACCAAGGCCCUUCUCCCCCGAUUGCUCAGUUUUGCCUUGGUGGUUACAAACAUCUUCCAUUUAAGAAUGAUGGAGAUCACUGUGUUCUUGAAACCUUCAAUGCUGCGGACAUUUUUGUACCCUUCCGCAGAUCUGUGCCUCGACACAAUCCUCUCUCGGAGCUCUUCGGACAAUUCCUUUGACCUCAUGACUUGGUUUUUGCUCUGACAAGCACUGUCAACUGUGGGACCUUUACAGUUGAAGUCGGAAGUUUACAUACACCACAAAUUUCUUGUUAACAAACUAUAGUUUUGGCAAGUUGGUUAGGACAUCUACUUUGUGCAUGGCACAAGUAAUCACAAUUCCAGUGGGUCAGAAGUUGACAUACACUAAGUUGACUGUGCCUUUAAACAACUUGGAAAAUUCCAGAAAUGUAUGUAAUGGCUUUAGAUGCUUCUGGUGGACUAAUUGUCAUCAUUUAAGUCAAUUGGAGGUGUACCUGUGGGUGUAUUUCAAUGCCUACCUUCAAACUCAGUGUCUCUUUGCUUGACAUCAUGGGAAAAUCAAAAGAAAUCAGACAAUACCUCAGGGGGAAAAUAUGUAGACCUUCACAAGUCUGGUUCAUCCCUGGGCGCAAUUUCCAAAUGCCUGAAGGUACCACGUUCAUCUGUACAAACAAUAGUACGCAAGUAUAAACACCAUGGGACCACGCAGCCGUCAUUCUGUCUCCUAGAGAUGAACGUACUUUGUUGCGAAAAGGGCUAAUCAAUCCCAGAACAACAGCAAAGGAUCUUGUGAAGAUGCUGGUGGAAACCGGUACAAAAGUAUCUAUAUCUACAGUAAAAUGAGUCCAAUAUCGACAUAAUCUGAAAGGCACCAAAGCAAGGAAGAAGCUGCCAUAAAAAAAGACAGACUACGGUUUGCAACUGCACAUGGGGACAAAGAUUGUACUUUUUGUAGAAAUGUCCUCUGGUCUGAUGAAACAAAAAUAGAUCAGUUUGGUCAUAAUGACCAUCGUUAUGUUUGGAGGAGAAAGGGGGAGGCUUGCAAGCCAAAGAAUACCAUCCCAACUUUGAAGCACGGGGCUAGCAUCAUCAUGUUGUGGGGGUGCACUUCACAAAAUAGAAGGCAUCAUGAGGAUGGAACAUUAUGUGGAUAUAUUGAAGCAAAUCUCAAGACAUCAGUCAGGGUCUUCCGAAUGGACAAUGACCCCAAGCAUACUUCCAAAGUUGUGGCAAAAUGGCUUAAGGACAUCAAAGUCAAGGUAUUGGAGAGGCCGUCACAAAGCCCUGACCUCAAUCCUAUAGAAAAUGUGUGGGCAGAACUAAAAGAGCUUGUGCGAAAAAGGAGGCCGACAAACCUGACUCGGUUACACCAGCUCUGUCAGGAAGAAUGGGCCAAAAUUUUCCCAACUUUUUGUGGGAAACUUGUGGAAGGCUACCCAACACAUUUGACCCAAGUUAAACAAUUUAAAGGCAAUGCUACCAAAUACUAAUUGAGUGCAUGUAAACUUCUGACCCACUGGGAAUGUGAUGAAAGAAGUAAAAGCUGAAAUAAAUCAUUCUCUUUACUAUUAUUCUGACAUUCUCCAUUCUUAAAAUAAAGUGGUGAUCCUAACUGACCUAAAACAGGGAAUCUUUACUAGUAUUAAAUGUCAGGAAUUGUGAAACUGAGUUUAAAUGUAUUUGGCUAAGAUGUAUGUAAACUUCCGACUUCAACUGUAAAUAGACAGGGGUGUGUGUGCCUUUCCAAAUAAUGUCCAAUCAAUUGAAUUUACCACAGGUGGACUCCAAGUUGUAGAAACAUCUCAAGGAUGAUCAAUGGAAACAGGAUGCAGCAGAGCUCAUAGCAAAGGGUCUGAAUAUCAAUGUAAAUUAGGUAUUUCUGUUUUUUAUUUUAAAUACAUUUGCAAACAUUUCUAAUCCUAUUUUCGCUUUGUUAUUGGGCAUUGAGUGUUGAUUAAUUAGGAAUUUUAUUUGAUCCAUUUUCGAAUAAGGCUGUCAAGAGGUUUGAGUACUUUCUGAAUGCACUAUACUGUAUAUACCCUUGAGAGGGUUAAUCAUUCAGACACAUGGUUUUACUGCCCUGGGAAUAUGAGUCCCUGGACUGGAUUCAGCCAGCAGGGGAAAUAUUUAACCAACGAAAUGAUUUAAACACCUUCGUUUAUUAAUUGAUAGGCUAUAGGCCUAUAGUAUAUUGUGUUAUUAAUGCAGAUGGGUAUCUCAUAUUUUAUGUGUAUCGACAUAUGGCAUAUUAUUGCUUUAUUAAAACAUUUUGAGAAGAGAUGUAACGUUCCAUUUCGAAUGGAUUAUGAAUAGGCUGUGGAUGGAUUAUCCUGGAGCAACUGAACGGGUAUAGUCAUCUGGCUCUCAGGACGCAUCUUUGCAGACAUGAACCAACCUAAUUCUUGGCCAGACGAUGCCGAGCAGAUUCCUCAGAUCUCAAUUUGAACCUGAUGUCGGCUCAAGCCGGACUAUGCGCCCUUUUCUGUUAUUUUUCAUCGUGCAAUUAAUAUCCUGUGCCGGUGUGCCUGAUAUUGUAGCCAUGAUGUUUAUUCGCCAAAGUCAACGCCAAUCGUAUGGAUGUAGUUAUUGAUGUGUAACACACUAUACAGUACCACUUCAAUAAAAACACACCCUUUUUAGGCAUUAUUCAAUUAGUGAUAUAGCUGCGGUGUAUCCAUUCUCUGUAAAACAGUAACCACAUUUGCGUCCCUCAAUCGACUAUUUAGUCUUCUGUAAAACACGGUUAGAUUCCAGGGGAGACUAGAGUAUGACGUCAUGUUACGCGGACCAUAAAAAGAAUGGAAAGCAAGAGCAAUGCUGACGUACUUUAAGUCACUCUUGCAUUAGGCUAUAUUUCUAUAAGUCACACUGAGCCAUUAAUAUGACGACUCUCUUAUUAUAACUCUUACAUUUUACAAUUUUGAAUGAAUAUGCAGAGAUGUCUGAGUGGAAUGGGGUACUAUUCUGGUCUAAGGCGCUCCUGGCCCUUUAAGAGCGGAGGGAGGGUGUUCUGAACCGCUUGGCUGCGGUGUUUUUGUCUCUAUGUCAGCGAGCGCUCCUGGCCCAAGACGUCUGAACGGAUUUAUAAGGAUAGGUGCUGACCGUGAGAAAGAAGGGAGGGGUGCUAGAGAGGAGAGAAGAGAAGCCAGAGUGAGGAGAUUGGGGAGGAGAGACCAACCCUGCAGCACACCGAGCAGCUGGUGAGGUUUUGUGGGUAGACGUGUGACAUCAUGGCUCAGGUGCUGCACAUGGACCCCAGCUUCCCAGGAGGGAAGCUUACCCCGUCCGCUCCCCCCUCCCUGCACGGGAAGGAGCAGGAGGCGCCCUACUCUGUGGAGACCCCCUACGGCUACCGUCUGGACCUAGACUUCCUCAAGUAUGUCAACGACAUUGAGAAGGGAAACACCAUCAAGAAGGUCCCCGGUCAGCGCCGGCCCCGCUACGGGUCACUCCCCCGGGGGUACGGCUACACAGGCUCCUGGUGGACCUCCACAGAGUCCCUGUGCUCCAACACCAGCCAGGACAGUCGCCAAUCAUCCUUCUCCUACUGCGCCCCGGGCUAUCACCCACACAACUCCCACUCCCAGAGGCCCAGCUUCAGCACGGCCCGGGUGGAGAAGACCCUGCUGGACGCCCGCAGGAAGUUGGAGGAAGAGAAAGAAGGGGGCCCCAGGAGGUUCUCCAGCACACUUGGUAGCAUGCACAACAGCAUGGCCGGAUCCACCACCUCCCUGAGCAGUGCCCACAGCUACAACCGCACCCAUGGAGGAGGAACGGGCUCCUUCACCCCCAUGAGCUCCGGCCUGUCCACGCCCGUGUCGCCCACCCCGGCCCACCUGCAGCAUGUAAGAGAGCAGAUGGCGGUGGCUCUGAGGAAGAUCCGGGAGCUGGAGGAGCAGGUGAAGACCAUCCCCGUGCUACAGGUGAAGAUCUCUGUGCUGCAGGAGGAGAAGAGGCAGCUAAGCGUCCAGCUGAAGAGCCAGAAGUUUCUGGGACACACCCUUGGCUUCGGCAGAGUGGGCCGGCCCCGAGGGGAGCUCUACAUCGACAUCCCAGAGGAGGAGGUGAGCUCUGGAGCUGGAGCCACCACCAGGGUUGCAGCAGGGCCUCUGUCCCCCACCACCCCCACCACCCCUGAGGACUCCAGGCCGCAGGCAGACUCAGGCUGUGAGAUUGAGGACACAGUGAUAGUGGGUGGAGCGCGGCCGGCUGGGCAGAGGGAAGUGCGUACCAUUGGGGUGGGACCAGAGGAGGCGAGGGGCAGCCAGCAGGUGGAUGUGGGCAUUGGGGUGCAGGAGCAGGACCUGGGGCUGGUGCCGGAGACAGAGGCCCUGAAGAGCCAGGUGGGCCAGCUGAAGGGCCAGCUGAAGAGUACGAUGCAGGAGCUGCAGGCUGCCCAGCAGCAGGUGCAGGCAGCUAAGAGGGAGAGGCAGGCUCAGGCCCCCCAGGCAAACCACUCGGUCAGGGCCACCAGUCUGAGCUGGCAGGAGCAGCAGGGACACAGCCUGCAAACGGUAGUCAGCUUUACCCAGCAGCCCCAUCACCGGGCACAGAGGUCUGUGGGAAUCCAGGUGUACACGCUGGAGCAACCAGCCACUGUGGUGGGGGUGGGCACGUUGCUCCGAGCAGAGGGGUGCAGUUCCACCUCCCUCCCUCCAGGUGGUACAGUCCUGGAGGGAACCCACAGAGGACAUGCACAGGCCCUGGGCCCAGAGGAUGCAGCUGUUGAACUGCCCAUCGCCAUCUCCUCCAAACAGGUCCGAGAGGUCCUAAGAAGUGAGCUGUCCACCUCUGUGCCUGUCACUAGUCCUGCCAUCGCCAUUGAUACCAUUGGUAAUCAGAUGGCUUUGCUGCAUCUGAAGGAAGGAGAGACACCCCAGCACACUGCCAUAAACACUGUCCAGUCUCAAGAAGACCCAUCAAAGCCAGCUGCAGCAGCCUCUCCCCAGACCGCCCUGAGGUCCAUUAUGAAACGUAAGGCAGAAGGAGAACCUGGCUCUCCAUCCACCAAGAAGAACCUGCAGUUCACUGGAGUCAAUGGAGGGUAUGAGUCCACCUCGUCAGACGACAGUAGCAGUGAGAGUUCAGAGGAGAGUGAUGCCAGUGAAUAUCAUGAGACCACAGAGAAACUCCCAGAAGCACCAGAGUCUGCAGCGGGACGGCACCAGCAAGCAGCAGCAGUCCCAGUCUCCUCCACAAGGCCAGAGCAUGUCACUCCGCUCCCAGCCACCACCGUCCAACCCCCAGCCUGCGAACCUGCCUCUGAGCAGAGCACCAGCCAAUCAGCAACCGUAAGCAUAGGACUGCAGCAAGUAGCCACCUUAUCACCAGCCUUGAACACUGCCGUGCAACAAUGUGCCUCUGACUCUGCUCCCACUGAGACGACCUACCCGUCUCCAGCCAAUGACUAUGUCCGUCAGGGGAGUAUUGUCCAAUCAUCGGUCCCAGACCCCAUCCCUCAGGAGUGUACCUCCAUAAAUACUAGCACUGAACCCACUACACCUGAGCAGUGCACCGUGCAAUCAGCUGCUACCUGUUCUGCACCCCCCAAGCCACCCAGAUGCCAACCAGAAGCCACUAACCCGGAAGUAAAGCAGGGUGUCACCCAAUCAAAUACCACUGAUGUCACCGUUCAGCUCGAUGCCAUCAAAUCACAAACUACUGACCUCGCCCCUCAGCAUUGGGCCACCCAAUCAUCAGCUACUGAACAAAGCUCCCAGCAGAGGAGAGUCCAGUCACCAGCCUCGACACCAACACCUGGAAACGCCCCAAGUGCUACUGGAGCAGCCAAUCAAGAAACCAGCCUGGAGUUCAGUGAGAGCCUGAUGGCAUCUCUCCAUGCCCUGCAGAAAGCCCUGGGUGAACCCAAUGCGUUCAGCCAGCAAGCAGCAAGGACAGCCUACACCACGGUGCUCCAGGAGUGGCUUCGUGUGUCCUGUCACAAGGCAGCUGACACUGCCAUGGUCAGGGCCUAUAUGGAUACCUUCUCCUCCGUCUCCCCACAGCUGCUGAAGUUUGUGGUCAAUAUGGCCGACGGCAACGGCAACACGGCCCUGCACUACACAGUCUCCCACUCCAACUUCCCUGUGGUCAAGCUGUUGCUGGACACUGGCCUGUGCAACGCUGACAAGCAGAACAAGGCCGGGUACACAGCCAUCAUGCUGACAGCUCUGGCUGCCUUCCACUCUGACAGUGACCUUCACACGGUCCUGCAGUUGCUGCGCACAGGGGACGUGAACGCCAAAGCCAGCCAGGCGGGUCAGACGGCGUUGAUGCUGGCAGUGAGUCACGGGCGAGGGGACAUGGUACGGGCGCUGCUCUCCUGCGGGGCACAGGUCAACAUCCGCGACGACGACGGCUCCACGGCUCUCAUGUGUGCCUGCGAGCACGGCCACGUCGACAUCGUGCGUCAGCUGCUGUCUGUGCCAGGCUGUGAUGUCACCCUCACUGAUAACGAUGGCAGUUCAGCCCUGUCCAUAGCCCUGGAGGCCAGUCAGAAUGACAUCGCUGUGCUUCUCUACGCUCACCUCAACUUCGCCAAGCCUCCUUCCCCUGUAUCACCAAAGUCUCCUCUUUUGGGAUCCUCUCCCCCCUCUGGUGAAACAAAGUGACCACACUGUAAGAUACCUUUUGGAGAAUUUAGCAGCCCCUCUUCAACCAGCUCCUCAACCAUUCCACCACAAGUGUUGAUAUCUGUGUAUUAUGUGUGUGUGUGUUCGAGUCUGUCUGUGUGUAUUUGUGUGUGGGAGAGUGAUUGUAAUGGUCUUUUUCCUCUUCUCUCUGUCUGUUCUCUCCGUAUGUACUGUGUGUGCACGUCGGCAUGAAACCCAGCACUUGACCCGAUCCUAACGCAUCUUUUCUUUAAACGGAAAGGAAUUCGUCGUGAUGCUAUACUCACAUGUAGUUGUUUACGCACAAGAGUCCGUUUUUUGUUGUUGUUAGUGUCGGUUGAAAUCAAUCUCCGAUAAUGUUCACAGGACAGAAUAAGCCGUUGCCCUUUGUAACAGCUCAACACACAAACUCAACUCAGCAAUAAUCCCACUUCCAUUAAUUUAGUGUUUUUUAUUGCCGCUCGAUAAGCAAGAUUGUAUAACUUUACCCUAGUUCAUUAUUGUCGCUUAUUUUUUUGUUUCCGUUGAAUUUGUUACUUAUUACUGUUCCAGCGAUUAUAUGUAAUUCUAUAUAUCAUUGAUAAUCGAUCAGUUGCAGUGACACAGUAGGAAUAUGUUGUGUCUCAUCACAAUCAUUUGUGGAAUGCAUAAAGUCACCCAUAUCACUGUAAAAAUGAUUAAUUGACCCAUAUCAUUCUAAAACUACAAAAUCACCCAUUUCAUUCUAAAAUACACAUAUCUCUCUGAAGUGUCCUUUAUCGAUUGUAUCAGUCAGCUGAUUGGUGCUAAAACAAUUCUGAUACAGCACUCCAGUUUAAUUCCGUACAAUAAAUGGAGAUUUCUACACAACCUUUAUUUACCCUAAAGUAUUUUUGAUAGUGUAUUUUUAUUCAAUUCAAAUUUCACAUAGGUAAUGGUAUGGAUCUCCGACACUUAUAACAGAUGACAACCUUUACACACAGCAUUGCUACUUUAGAUGUCAGACAGCUAGCUGUGACGGGGCCUACAGCACCCUUAUCAGGAUAGUGUUGUUUAAAUGAUGGUCUUACUGGCUAACUUCCAACCACAUUUUAGUCGUUGUAACAGUUAACAAUUUUUUUUCUGCAUUUUUAUCCAUAGAUCUUCCCCUCAUAACAAACUCUUUUGUUACACUGUAUGUUGUGGUGAUCCGUCUGAGUGUAAAGAUCAUAAUAUGUGAUGACCAGACAGAUAAUUCCCAACAAAAGAUUUGGUAACAGCAACAUUAUCGUUGAGGUCAAUAACAGUUGUAAUGUUCAUGAGAAGGCAACUAGAAAUGGUAGCUACUCAAACUGUCCAAUAAAGGUACUACAUUUCUGAAAUGAAA
Molecule: messenger RNA, 8604 nt
Organism: Oncorhynchus masou masou (cherry salmon)
Lineage: Eukaryota; Metazoa; Chordata; Actinopteri; Salmoniformes; Salmonidae
Product: KN motif and ankyrin repeat domain-containing protein 2-like
Exons: 13
Coding region: 3879-7259 (1126 amino acids)
Biological process (GO): negative regulation of intracellular estrogen receptor signaling pathway; negative regulation of vitamin D receptor signaling pathway; negative regulation of transcription by RNA polymerase II
Cellular component (GO): cytoplasm
Molecular function (GO): protein binding
Source: RefSeq, a predicted model, not a curated record